CUCAGCUGUGCUUAAUUAUACAAGUGUUUAUUCAUAAUACAUAAACACGUAUAUACAUACAUAUAUUAUACAUCUGUUUGUAAUACGAUUAUUAAAUCAAAAUGGCUAUAUUAAAAAUGCUGAAGCGUACCCUGUGCAGAAACAUUGCAACAAGCGGAUCGAGAUUCGUGGGCAUCAUAGGACCCUUAACAAUUCCACCACUGCAGAUUGCAAUUUUAUAUUAUUUCUGGCAGGAUUAUUCGAGGGUCGUGGAUAAGCGGUAUUGCUCCUGCUCGUGCUGGGACACUGUCUUUAAAGGCUCAUACGAAUCCGGCAUCGCUCCUUACAAACACAUGUAUUUUAAUGCUACUUCAAAUAUGUUGAAAAUAUGGAUACUCAUCGUCAUCGGAGUAAUCGUGUUUUACGAAACAAUGAAACAUUUGGCGAAACUGGCCAUCAAACAGAGACUAAGACAGUCUAUGAUGCUCCUCUUUUCAACCGCUCUGUUCUCCAAUUACUACUCAUGGUGGGUCUAUAUUAAUUAUUGGAACGAUGACUUCUACUCUCAGUGGUACCACCAGUUGUUUUUUACAAUUACUGAAUUAAUAUCUACGGCUUGGGUUGUCUCCCUUGCGGAUAAGAAAAAUCCAAUCACACACAGAAAGGCUUUCGGCAUUGCUGCGAUAGCUUUUUUACAUAUCGUGGCUGGUGGGUGGGACCAGUUCUUCGAAAAUGUCGUUAGAGGAGAGGGUCAUGCACACCAGGUCAUACGCGAUUUGGGCUUUAUGAUACCGGAUAUUCUCCAAGUCAUCAUUCCAUUAUGGCUGAUUAAACGGGAAAGUAUUUACAAUAUCCAUCUUCCUAACUCAUUAGCGUAUAUGUCAAGUAUUGUGGUGAUCGGAUUGUGCAUUUGGUCGUUUCUGUUGUAACGAUAUCAUUAAGAAUAGCAUAAUAAUGUGCAAUGAGCGGCAACAAAGUGAUUGAAAAAUCAACAAUAUUAUCGUGUCUCUGGAGCUCUACUACUUUUGGUCCUCUCGGUAUGAGUACAGCUGACCUAAGGAAAAUCAAUACGGGUUGAUAGACUGAGUUUCACUCGAGCUGCCAUUAUGUUUCCGCUGAGGCUCUGUAUUUUCCCGCACAAUAAAAUUAUGAUGAAAUCACACGAUGCUCAAUUUCUUGAAUGAUAAGCAUGCAUGUAUACUUAUCAUUCAAGAAAUUGAGCAUCGUGCACUGAAAGAGAAGGUUGGCUGAAUAUGGCAUAGCAUUCUUAAUUGCAGCAGCUAAAUUUUGGUUGCAUUAGCUCAUCGAAAUCCUGUAUUAACAUUGCAGAUAGACUAAAGCAAC
Molecule: messenger RNA, 1323 nt
Organism: Trachymyrmex cornetzi
Lineage: Eukaryota; Metazoa; Arthropoda; Insecta; Hymenoptera; Formicidae
Exons: 3
Coding region: 102-908 (268 amino acids)
Source: RefSeq, a predicted model, not a curated record